Molecule: messenger RNA, 4140 nt
Organism: Stegostoma tigrinum
Lineage: Eukaryota; Metazoa; Chordata; Chondrichthyes; Orectolobiformes; Stegostomatidae
Gene: dgkaa
Product: diacylglycerol kinase, alpha a
Exons: 25
Coding region: 316-2541 (741 amino acids)
Biological process (GO): lipid phosphorylation; diacylglycerol metabolic process; intracellular signal transduction
Cellular component (GO): plasma membrane
Molecular function (GO): ATP-dependent diacylglycerol kinase activity; calcium ion binding
Source: RefSeq, a predicted model, not a curated record
AAGCAGCCCUGACACAGUGUGCGCUGCCUUCUCUCCUACCUCCUCCCCCUUCCUCCCUGGCGUCAGACAGCAGCAGCACGCAGGAGCUUUCCCUGACAGUGAGAACGGCUGGUCUUUCCGGACCCAAAUCCAUCCAGUCAUUCACUUCACAAGGAACUGAAUGUGGUUUUAACACAACGCAUCAUUUCACACUAUCAAAACCGAUAAUGUGAAUGUUCGCCUCCCUCAGAGAUACUCAGGAAGCACUUCCUACAGAAACAACCUGAGAUUCUGUCAAGUCUCAUCAAAAGAGUUGGUGCUCCUUCAAUAAGCUGCAUGUCGGAGGAAAUGGAUGAGAAGCUGUGGACCACGCUGAGCCCUGAUGAGUUCCUCCAACUUCACCAGUACAUUGAGUAUUCGACAAAGAAAGUGAAGGAUGUCCUCAGUGAAUUUGAUGGGAAUGGACGGCUCUCCAAGUACAGCACAGAGCAGCAUAUUGAUUUUGAAGGGUUUCAAAUGCUGAUGAAAAUCUACCUGGAUGUGGAUGACAUUCCCAAGCAGUUUUGCCAACACCUCUUUCGAUCCUUUCAGACAAAGCCAAAUGACAAAGAUGCUCAAAUCUCUGAUACAAUCGAUCCCACUGGGCCAGAAGUUGUAUUUGUGAAGGACAUUGUUUGUUACUUAUCCUUUCUGGAGGGAGGCCAGCCUGAAGAUAAGCUCAAAUUUACCUUCAAAUUGUAUGACACUGAUGCCAAUGGACUGCUGGACAGCUCGGAAGUUGAUCGGAUUAUUGCCCAGAUGAUGCAUGUGGCAAAGUAUUUGGACUGGGAUGUGACUGAACUCAAACCUAUUCUGAAAGACAUGAUGAAUGAGAUUGACUAUGACGGGAAUGGGACCGUUUCAUUGGAUGAGUGGAUCAAGGGUGGAAUGACAACAGCUCCGUUACUGGUCCUUCUUGGGCUGGAAGCUAGCCUGAAGGAUGAUGGGCAACAUAUUUGGAGGCUGAAACAUUUCAACAGGCCUGUGUAUUGUAACAUGUGUGAAAACAUGCUGCUGGGCAUCCGAAAGCAGGGAUUGUGUUGUACCUUUUGCAAGUACACAGUACACGAGCGCUGUGCUUCCAAAGCUCCUUCCUGCUGUAUCCGAACGUAUGCAAAAUCCAUCAAGGACACAAACGUGAUGAAACACAUGUGGGUCGAAGGGAACUGUAACAUCACCUGCGACAGUUGCCAAAAAACCAUAAAGAGCUUUCAACGGCUGACUGGUCUUCAUUGCGUCUGGUGCCACAACACCCUCCACAAUGAAUGUGCAACGAAAGAGAAGGAUGACUGUAAUUGUGGACCAUUAAGGGAUCAUGUGUUACCUCCCUCUGUGAUCUAUCCGGUCGUCCUGGACAGGCAGAACAGCCUCAAGAAGAAAGAGGAGGAAGGCUCAGCGUGUGAUACCGAGCAGCCCAUCACCACAGUCGAUGGCAAAGUCUUGCAGAUUAUCCCAGUGCCUCAAACUCACCCACUGCUGGUGUUUGUCAACCCGAAAAGCGGAGGGAAGCAGGGCGAGAGGGUCUUAAGGAAGUUCCAGUACCUUCUGAACCCGAGACAAGUAUUCAACCUGGCCAAGGGUGGUCCAAAUCCAGGACUGAAAUUCUUUCAUGAUGUGCCGAAUAUUCGGGUCUUGGUGUGUGGAGGCGAUGGCACUGUAGGAUGGAUACUUGACUCCAUUGACAAAAUGCACUUUUCUGUGAAGCCACCUGUUGCCAUCCUGCCACUGGGCACCGGAAACGACUUGGCACGGUGUUUGCGGUGGGGAGGAGGAUACGAAGGGGAGAAAUUAAUGAAAGUCCUGAAGGACAUUGAGGGGAGCUCGUCGAUGCUGCUCGAUCGCUGGAGCUUCGAGGUGACUGAAUCUGCCCCUGAGAAGGGCGACCCUGUCCCUUACAACAUCAUCAACAACUACUUCUCAAUUGGAGUGGAUGCAUCAAUUGCUCAUCGAUUUCAUGUAAUGAGAGAGAAGUAUCCGGAAAAAUUUAACAGCAGGAUGAAGAACAAGCUGUGGUACUUUGAGUUUGCUACCUCAGAAACCGUCUCGGCCACGUGCAAAAACCUGCAGGAAGUGUUGGAGAUCGAAUGCUGUGGGACCCUCCUGGACUUGAGCAGCCUGUCGCUGGAGGGAAUCGCCAUCCUCAACAUUCCUAGCAUGCACGGCGGCUCCAACCUGUGGGGUGAAAACAAGAAAGACAACAAGGCCUUGCCAAACAAAACAUACGCAGCAAUAACUGACGCUGAGGCCCUCAAGUCGUGCAUGCAAGAGUUGAGCGAUAAGCUGCUAGAAGUGGUGGGCCUGGAAGGAGUGAUUGAAAUGGGGCAGAUUUACGCGGGACUGAAAAGCGCUGGGAAACGGUUGGCUCAAUGCUCUGACGUCAUCAUCAGGACAAAGCGGUUGCUGCCAAUGCAGAUUGAUGGUGAGCCCUGGCUGCAGCCACCAUGCACGAUUACGAUUUGCCACAAAAACCAGUCUCCGAUGCUGAUGGGUCCAUCCACCAAAUCCGCAGGGUCCAAGAAGUGAGCUGACCAAGGCCGGCCUGCAGCUGCUAGAUUCUUGAAGCAAUCAAGAUUCUCCUUGUGUCAGACUCUUCAGUUUCUGAGAUUCUUUCACUGCAUUCUCACUCCAAGAUACGAGACCUGCCAACUCGCCAACUCGCUUUCCUCAACCCGACCUUUCGAUGCACAGAUUCUUCAGGUCCAUACACGACUGCUUUCACUGUCUGUCCCGACCGGACACAUCUGUUUAAUCCACACUGUAGCAUGUGAGUGCAGCUCUUCCAAUUUGUCGAACUCACCAAUCUGCUGGAAUCACAACGUUGCUCCAACACUACCAUAUGACUCUUGGACUGACAUUGAGAAAUGUCUGGAGUACCUUUGAGGAAUGAACCGUGUCUUUGCAUGCGUUCGGGGCAAUGACUUCAUCGCACAUUCGUUGCAAAUUUCCAUUCACCCGAGCAGCAAGUGAUAUCUUAGGAGGUACUUCUUCUGCUGUGCAAGGAGAAUUUAAUUUGAUGCUUCUUUGAAAGAGGAUUACUGAAACACCCAGCAGCCAACUGAGAACAAUGUGGUUUAAUUUUUAUUUUCAUCUGGGUGCCCCAAUAAACAAAUCACAUUUCUGCAUGAGGAUAACUCAACUGGUUGUGAGAGAAGGAUCACUUGUAAUAUUCACCCCACUGAAUAACAUAGACCUCUCUAACCAGGUAUAAUUUGAAUGCUUCACUGUUUGAUAAUGUGACACUGUCAGUAAGAUUAGAUAUAAUUAUGAAGAGCUUGUGUGACGGGUGCUGGAAGGGUAGUAUUAGCCAUUAGGUAUGAGAAAUCAUUCUUUGGAAAGCUUUCCUGUUUCUUGCUCAAAUUCUGCAUUCACAGCUUGCAAACUACACGAAUGAGCAGCAUCAUUGGAGAGUCAGCGUGAUGGGGGAUUUGGUACCUAAAGCAGCUCACAGUGAGGGGUGUUAUGGGAGGUGACUUGUCCGAGCAGAAUUGAUUGGAUGGUCAUUGAGACGUGAAUGUUUGAAAGGAGAAGAUGAAAAUGAGCAAAUGCUUUAUGUUAGUGGAAUGUAUGUCCAAUGUUGUAACAGGAGUCAAGAGGAAAGGGGUUGGAUCAUGGGCAGUCUACAUACUAGGAAUAAAAUGGGCUUUGGGUUAUGGGUUCACUUUAAUAAUAAUGUUAAUGGGAAUAAUCACAUGGAAUAUGGACAGAUAGAUACAUCUCUGAAGGGCCAAUGGCCAAGUGAUAUUGAGGGGGGCCUGACAGCUGUAGCAUGGAGUAGGGUUGAGGAUUGCUUCACUGUCCUUGCUGUCUGACUUUCUUCGAUGGAGUUGUGUGUGGGUUUUACAUACUGAACGUUUAGGUGCAAGGAUGGAGGGGGCCGAUACAGACUGGGACACAUGAGACGUGGCAAAGGAGAAGUUUGUAGGUCCAGGUACUGGACUGAUUCAGACUAUUGGCACCUCCCACCCACCUUGGGCCUAGCCCGAAACCCUCCAUGUUCUGCUGAAUUUGUGGCGAUGUGGGUUCGAAGCUGGUUGGAUUUUCUGUCUGUAUAUUGAGGUGCAUGGAUGUAAGGGGUGUAAACAAAUUGCACAGUCACCUCUUCGGUUGAUACAUUUUGUAUUU